Molecule: messenger RNA, 4772 nt
Organism: Bicyclus anynana (squinting bush brown)
Lineage: Eukaryota; Metazoa; Arthropoda; Insecta; Lepidoptera; Nymphalidae
Gene: Fur1
Product: furin-like protease 1
Exons: 16
Coding region: 358-3519 (1053 amino acids)
Biological process (GO): peptide hormone processing
Cellular component (GO): Golgi membrane; trans-Golgi network
Molecular function (GO): serine-type endopeptidase activity
Source: RefSeq, a predicted model, not a curated record
AGUAAAACAGUCAGUCAGCAUCACGUGUUCGAACGUGGCGGACGUGUUCCUCGCUCGAGUGUGCCGAUACACACGCGCUCCCGACAGUCGUGCCGUGUUCUAUAAUGACAAUAGUGUAUCACAGUGCUCUCUAGUGGAUGUCGCUAUUAGUUUGUACGUCGCAUUUUGCAAUUACUAAACGCCAAACGAAAUGUCGUCGAGCAAAACGGGAUGAGAGGUAGAAAGGACUGCGAAACAAAACUAUAGCGACAUCUGCAACAUUCUGUCAUAGAGUUUGAAAACUUCAAAACAUAAAGAACACAUUGUGUAGUGUGUGUGCCAUGCUGACAAGUACUAGCUCGUGAGUGUGUGUGUGCGAUGGCGGGUGCGGUUCAGUACUUCGCCAUCUUGGUGUGUUGUUCGAUGGUUAUAGUGGCGUGGGGCCAUUACACGCCGACAUGGGCGGUUCACAUCCCGGCGGGGAAGGAGACAGCGGAUGCCGUUGCGAGGGACCACGGCUUCGUCAACCUUGGAGAGAUAUUCGAGCACCACUACCACUUCCACCACCACUCUGUGGCCAAGCGCUCGAUGACUCCCGCCCACGACCACCAUGGGCGGCUGGAGGUGGACGAGCGAGUGCGGUGGGCGAAGCAGCAGAAGGUUCUGUCGAGGAAGAAGCGGGAUUUUCAGACGAUACCCGACAGUACCAGUACAGCUGAAACAAAAUCCUCCGAGCCGCCCUCACUGAAGCGAGAGGCCGGCUCGAAGCGCGAGCCCCACUCCAGGGUGAAAGGCAGGCCUCGCGCCGCGGACUCCAAGUUCCAGUUAAACGAUCCAAAAUGGCCGCACAUGUGGUAUCUGAACCGAGGAGGGGGGUUGGACAUGAACGUGAUCCCGGCGUGGCGGGAAGGGAUCACCGGACGGGGGGUCGUGGUCACGAUCCUGGACGACGGGCUCGAGACCGACCAUCCAGAUUUAGUAGCAAAUUAUGACCCGAUGGCGUCGUACGACGUGAACUCGUACGACUCGGACCCGCAGCCGCGCUACGACAUGAUCGACUCCAAUCGCCACGGCACGCGGUGCGCGGGGGAGGUCGCCGCCACUGCCAACAACUCGCUGUGCGCCGUUGGUGUCGCCUUCCAAGCCAGUGUUGGAGGAGUACGUAUGCUGGACGGUGACGUCACAGACGCAGUAGAAGCGCGCUCCUUGAGCCUGAACCCUCAACACGUGGACAUCUACAGCGCCUCCUGGGGGCCUGAUGAUGAUGGAAAGACUGUGGACGGGCCUGGAGAACUGGCCACUAGAGCGUUCAUAGAAGGCGUUACUAAGGGUCGCAAUGGCAAAGGCUCCAUCUUCGUGUGGGCGUCAGGCAACGGGGGCAGGGAGCACGACAACUGCAACUGCGACGGCUACACCAACUCCAUCUGGACGCUGUCUAUAUCUUCUGCAACGGAACGCGGCGACGUGCCGUGGUACUCCGAGAUGUGUAGCUCCACCCUCGCCGCUACGUACAGUUCCGGUGGUACUAAUGAGAAACAGGUGGUGACAACAGAUUUGCACCAUGCAUGCACAACGGGACACACUGGGACGUCGGCGUCCGCGCCGCUCGCUGCCGGCAUAUGCGCAUUAGCCUUGCAAGCCAACCGGGAUCUUACGUGGAGAGACAUGCAGCAUAUUGUGGUUCGAACUUCAAGGCCUGAGCGUCUGAGCCUCGAUGGUGACUGGCGGGUGAACGGCGUGGGAAGGAACGUAUCGCACUCGUUUGGCUACGGACUUCUGGAUGCUACGGGUAUGGUGCGGCUCGCGCGGACGUGGCGUACCGUGCCGCCGCAGAGGCGAUGCGAACUGGCCGCUCCGAGGUCGCAGAGGGCUGUACCUCCACGAUCUUCUAUCACUUUGCAGCUGGAUGUGUCUACGUGUCCUGGAGUGAACUACCUAGAGCACAUCCAAGCGAGGGUGUCGUUGUCGGCAGCUCGUCGCGGAGAUCUGCGCAUUGCUCUCACUUCGCCUGCUGGUACCAGGGUCACGCUGCUUGCUCCACGACCGCACGACUCGUCCCGGGCGGGCUUCAACUCGUGGCCUUUCAUGUCGGUGCAUAUGUGGGGGGAAGGACCCCUCGGUAUUUGGCAGCUGGAGGUCUCUAACGAAGGGCGGUAUAUGGGUCGGGCGACAUUGCAAGACUGGUCGUUGACAUUAUACGGAACAAGUUCACCGGCUGCUAAAAACGACCCGAUACCGUUUAGAAGUCCAAUUAUACGAAAUAGGAGCAACGCUACUCGGCCCGUAGUCGUUCAGGCCGGGAGGAAAAAUAAUAGAGGAAAAGCCGUCCCCAUAGCGCCGACGUACACGGUCGGUUUAGUGAAAAGGAAAAAGAACAAGAACUCGAAGAAUCCCAAUAGGAAUUCGCAGAAAAAACAGGGUCGACCGGCGACGCGUUCGCCUGUAGAGAGCACGACGCGGGUGACAACCUCAACUACGCCGGAUUUGAGCCUUAAUUUGCGAGGGGAUUUGAAACACCCCCUGUCGGACGCCAGAGGGCGUAAGAUGUCCAGUUUGUUCGACCAGUACCCGAAAAUACAGCGGAUUUAUCCCGCGCCGCUGCAAGCCAACGCUGGUCCAUUGACGCAAUGGGAGCUGAUAUUCUAUGGCACGGAGACGCCUGCGCAGGAGUAUGACGUUUCCCCUGAAAGCAACUCGGUGGGAACUAGCGGCGCUACGUCGUGGAGUGUCAAUGUACACGACUCGCCUGAAGAAGUGAGACAGAACACUAUUGAAGAUGAUCUCGCUCUCGUCUGGCAUGAUUCUCAUGCGAUCCGGGAGGAGGGUCCAGCGGUGGAGGCGGGAGGGUACGCAGCCAGCGGUUGCGUGACCCACGGCGCGCAGCCGCCGCACCAGUGCCUAGAGUGCGCGAAGGGUAUGCAUUUGUACGACGGACGAUGCUACCAGCUUUGCCCAGGUGGGACCUACGCUAUCGAACGGAGCUCACGAAGGCGUAACUUAACAUUCUUGGAGACAGGUGACUCCUCGGUCGUUAUGAAGCGACAGGGUGACGUCGCUAAGCCAACUGCUACGGAGGCGUUCGAUAUGAUGAUUAAUGCCUCUAAGCCUCUGUAUUGCCUGCCUUGCCAUUACACCUGCGCAACUUGUUCAGGUCCACAGAACAGCCAGUGCUCUUCCUGUUUAGAUGACGCCCAACUUUUUAAUUUAACUGAUUUUGAACCUAAAUUCUACUGUUAUCCCAAUGCAGUGCUGCCCCAAAUUGAUAUGGCUAAUUGGCACUACAAAAUGAAUGUUAAAUUAGUUGUCGCGUUGGUUAUACUUGUCAGUUUUAUUGCUCUGUACCUAGUAUACUGUGCGCUAAAACGAUUAGGUAUUUGUUGUUCUGGUAACUACAAUGCCAAUUUGAAAACUGCAUACGAGUAUAACAAACUGGCGGUAGACGAGAAACACCAGAGCGCCAUAGAGAUUGAAGAAGAAAUUCACAAGGCACUUAAUAAAUAUUCAAGUGAAAGUGAAUCGGAUGACGAUACGAAUUUAUAGCGUCUCUUGACCUUCCGUCCUGAGUAUAACGAAUUGAUACACGAUAAGUAGCAAUAUUUUUUUAUACCAGAGCAGCUUUUAAUGUGAUAUGGUGCAAUUGGUUGUCACAAUUAGUUAUUAUCCUAAUUUUUAAUAAUAAAAGUUGUGAACAUAGCUUAGGAAACUAGCCACAAGUGAAAACAUGAUGCCUUUUAUAAAUUGUACAAUAAGUAUUUUUUAUAGUUUUGUAUUAAUUAGUCCAAAGACCUUGAAAAUUUCAUAUUUCGGUUCUCACAUCUUAAACAUUAUCUGUCCUUUUUCUUUCGGAAGGAAUUUUUCCUCUAUACUACUCAACUUGAACUAGAUUAGCUGUUAAAUAAGGUAAAUCUAAGGGUAUUUUUCAUCACAUUCCACGUAUUAUAGUUAUAGGUGUAAUUUAGUAAAUGAAAGUUUACUUACGUAAUAUUAAACCAAUAAUUAGACAAUAAAGAAACGAAAAUGAAAUGUCAGAAAAAGGCAAAGUAAACUCAAACGAGACUAUUGAUAUAAUUGAAUCUUGGAACAGAAUACAUAUUUGAUUAUAAUUGAGACGGUAUUUCUUAGAAUACACACAAUAGAUUCAAAUAAAAGGCAAACGAUAAGCGUGCAAAACUUUACAAUUAGUAGAGAUCUCCUGUUUUAAUAUUAACGAAUAUUAGACCAUAUCGUAUUAUUCGAUAUUGAUCGAUUCGUAUUAUCGAUUACCUCUUGAAAGGAUAUGAAUAUGCCAAGCGAUUCUAUCUUGACAAUAUAAUAGUUGUAUAAAAAGCUUUCGUCUACUUCUUUGCAGGUUUAUGAACUAUGGUAACAGGUAUAUUAUGCUAUGAUCUUGCGGAUAAUAUCUUACAUUUUCUAAAAGAAAAACAAGCUAUCGAUCAAAUUUAUUUUCUAAGUUGUGACUCAGUUUUUAUAUUUCCCCUACCUUAAAGGUAUUUUGUGAGUAGAUCACUAAGGUAUUUCCUUAAAUAAUAGGUUAUGUUUUUUUAUAUUCGUGGAUUUAUUUUAUAAGUUUCUUUUUUCUUUUACUUGUAAAACUUAUUUUCAAUUGUUUUUAUUUUACUUAACAUUUUUCUUAUAUUUAGUAUUUGAUAUACUUUGUCAAAUUAAUAAUAAAAUAAUGCAUAAUAUUUCGAUUUAGAUAUUUGCUCAAGUUGCCAUUUCGUUAGGUAGUAGAGCUUACGACGUGUAAAUAAUUAUUUGAACGUAUGUAAAUAAAUGAGUUCCUAUUUUAAUAA